This is a messenger RNA of Fulmarus glacialis (Northern fulmar), 4968 nucleotides long. RefSeq names its product teneurin transmembrane protein 4 (gene TENM4). Gene Ontology annotation, biological process: neuron development; heterophilic cell-cell adhesion. Gene Ontology annotation, cellular component: neuron projection. The record is from RefSeq and is a predicted model, not a curated record. Lineage: Eukaryota; Metazoa; Chordata; Aves; Procellariiformes; Procellariidae. The transcript has 8 exons. Gene Ontology annotation, molecular function: protein heterodimerization activity; cell adhesion molecule binding; protein homodimerization activity. The annotation marks the transcript as partial.
GGCAUCACCGUGGACAAGUUUGGGCUGAUUUACUUUGUGGAUGGUACUAUGAUCAGGCGGAUUGAUCAGAAUGGGAUCAUCUCAACUGUGUUGGGUUCCAAUGAUUUGACAUCUGCUCGGCCUCUCAGCUGUGACUCUGUCAUGGACAUUUCUCAGGUUCGUCUAGAAUGGCCCACGGAUCUGGCAGUCAGUCCGAUGGAUAAUUCGCUGUAUGUGCUCGACAAUAACGUUGUGUUACAGAUAUCUGAGAACCACCAAGUGCGCAUCGUGGCAGGGAGGCCCAUGCAUUGCCAGGUGCCGGGCAUGGAUCACUUUCUCCUUAGCAAGGUGGCAAUCCACGCCACCCUGGAGUCUGCUGCCGCCCUGGCCGUCUCACAUAAUGGGGUCCUGUAUAUUGCUGAGACCGAUGAGAAGAAGAUCAACCGCAUCAGGCAGGUCACCACCAAUGGAGAGAUCUCUCUCGUUGCCGGUGCGCCAAGCAGCUGUGACUGCAAGAACGAUGCUAACUGUGACUGCUUCUCGGGGGACGAUGGCUAUGCCAAGGAUGCCAAACUCAAUGCGCCAUCCUCCCUUGCGGUGUGUGCAGAUGGGGAGCUGUAUGUUGCUGAUCUUGGAAAUAUCCGAAUCCGCUUUAUUCGGAAAAACAAACCAUUCCUCAACACACAAAAUCUAUAUGAGUUGUCUUCACCCAUAGACCAGGAACUCUACUUGUUUGACACCAGUGGUAAGCACCUUUAUACUCAGAGCCUUACCACUGGAGAUUACCUUUACAAUUUUACUUAUUCCGGAGAUGGAGAUAUAACCCUGAUCACUGACAAUAAUGGCAACUUAGUGAAUAUCCGAAGAGAUUCCACAGGGAUGCCCCUCUGGCUGGUAGUGCCUGAUGGCCAAGUCUACUGGGUGACAAUUGGUACCAACAGCGCACUCAAGAGUGUAACAACACAGGGGCAUGAAGUGGCCAUGAUGACAUACCACGGCAAUUCCGGUCUCCUUGCCACUAAAAGCAAUGAAAAUGGUUGGACAACGUUUUAUGAGUACGACAGCUUUGGGCGCCUGACCAACGUGACCUUCCCUACUGGUCAAGUGAGCAGCUUCCGCAGCGAUACCGACAGCUCCGUGCAUGUCCAGGUGGAAACCUCCAGCAAGGAUGAUGUUACGAUAACAACCAAUUUGUCAGCAUCAGGAGCCUUCUACACCCUGCUCCAAGACCAAGUCCGAAACAGCUACUACAUCGGCGCUGAUGGCUCUCUCAGACUGAUGCUCGCUAACGGCAUGGAGGUGGCCCUGCAAACUGAGCCGCAUCUGCUGGCUGGCACCGUCAAUCCCACGGUGGGCAAGAGGAAUGUCACCCUGCCCAUCGACAACGGCCUCAAUCUCGUGGAGUGGAGGCAGAGGAAGGAGCAAGCGAGAGGGCAGGUCACCGUCUUUGGACGUCGGCUGAGGGUUCACAACAGAAACCUGCUGUCCCUCGACUUCGAUCGUGUGACAAGGACAGAGAAAAUCUAUGAUGACCACCGCAAGUUCACGCUCCGCAUCCUCUACGACCAGGCAGGGAGACCCAGUCUCUGGUCACCCAGCAGCAGACUGAACGGGGUCAAUGUCACCUAUUCCCCAGGAGGACACAUUGCAGGGAUUCAGAGGGGCACGAUGUCAGAAAGAAUGGAGUAUGAUCAGUCUGGCAGAAUUACAUCCAGGAUCUUUGCUGAUGGCAAAUCAUGGAGCUACACUUACUUGGAGAAGUCCAUGGUGCUGCUCCUUCACAGCCAGAGACAGUACAUCUUUGAGUUUGAUAAGAACGACCGGUUGUCAUCGGUGACCAUGCCCAAUGUUGCCCGUCAGACUUUAGAAACCAUUCGCUCCAUUGGUUACUACAGGAAUAUCUACCGGCCACCAGAAGGCAACGCCUCGGUGAUUCAGGAUUUCACAGAGGAUGAGCAGCUUCUCCACACUUUGUACUUGGGCACAGGGAGACGUGUCAUCUACAAGUACGGAAAGUUGUCCAAGUUAGCCGAGAUGCUCUACGACACCACAAAGAUCAGUUUCACUUAUGACGAAACCGCUGGCAUGCUGAAGACCAUAAACUUGCAGAAUGAAGGGUUCACAUGUACAAUCAGAUACAGACAGAUAGGACCCCUCAUUGAUCGACAGAUUUUCCGCUUCACUGAGGAAGGCAUGGUGAAUGCACGCUUUGACUAUAAUUACGACAACAGCUUUCGGGUGACCAGCAUGCAAGCAGUCAUCAACGAGACACCUUUACCCAUUGAUCUCUACAGGUACGAUGAUGUGUCAGGCAAAACUGAGCAGUUUGGUAAAUUCGGAGUCAUUUACUACGAUAUCAACCAGAUUAUCACCACUGCUGUCAUGACUCACACUAAGCAUUUUGAUGCCUAUGGCAGGAUGAAAGAGGUCCAGUACGAGAUAUUCCGGUCGCUGAUGUACUGGAUGACUGUGCAGUAUGACAACAUGGGGAGAGUGGUUAAGAAAGAGCUGAAGGUUGGCCCUUAUGCAAACACAACUAGGUACUCAUAUGAGUAUGAUGCUGAUGGCCAGUUGCAGACAGUGUCUAUCAAUGACAAACCACUCUGGCGAUACAGCUAUGACCUAAACGGAAACCUCCAUUUGUUGAGUCCGGGGAAUAGUGCCCGCCUUACACCGCUCAGGUACGACCUUAGGGAUAGGAUCACUAGACUGGGGGAUGUGCAGUACAAAAUGGAUGAAGAUGGCUUCCUGAAGCAAAGAGGCAAUGAUAUUUUUGAGUACAAUUCAGCUGGCCUGCUCAUCAAAGCUUACAAUAAAGCUAGUGGGUGGAGUGUGAAAUACCGCUAUGAUGGCCUAGGAAGGAGAGUCUCUAGCAAAACCAGCCACGGCCAUCACUUGCAGUUCUUCUACGCAGACCUGACCAACCCAACCAAGGUCACCCAUCUAUAUAACCACUCAAGCUCCGAGAUCACCUCCCUCUACUAUGACCUCCAAGGUCACCUCUUUGCAAUGGAGCUCAGCAGCGGUGAUGAGUUCUACAUAGCCUGCGAUAACAUUGGCACCCCUUUGGCUGUCUUCAGUGGGACUGGCUUAAUGAUUAAGCAGAUACUGUACACAGCAUAUGGGGAGAUCUAUAUGGACACCAAUCCCAACUUCCAGAUCAUCAUCGGCUACCACGGAGGACUGUAUGACCCCCUCACAAAGCUUAUCCACAUGGGACGGAGAGACUAUGAUGUGCUAGCGGGUCGGUGGACGAGUCCAGACCAUGAUAUGUGGAAGCAUCUGAGUAGCAAUAACAUAAUGCCUUUCAACCUGUAUAUGUUCAAAAACAACAAUCCCAUUAGUAACUCUCAGGAUAUCAAAUGUUACAUGACAGAUGUCAACAGUUGGCUGCUCACUUUUGGGUUCCAGCUACACAACGUCAUCCCCGGCUACCCCAAGCCAGACAUGGAUGCAAUGGAGCCGUCCUAUGAGCUGAUCCACACACAGAUGAAAACCCAAGAAUGGGACAAUAGCAAGUCAAUUUUGGGGGUCCAAUGUGAAGUGCAGAAGCAGCUGAAGGCCUUUGUCACUCUCGAGCGCUUCGAACAGAUCUACAGCUCCAGCAUCGCCGGGUGCCGGCAGGUCAAGAAGAACAAGAACUUUGCCUCCGGAGGCUCUAUCUUCGGCAAAGGCGUCAAAUUCGCCAUGAAGGACGGGCGCGUGGCCACCGACAUUAUCAGUGUGGCCAAUGAGGAUGGGCGGAGGAUCGCAGCCAUCCUGAACAACGCCCAUUACCUGGAGAACUUGCACUUCACCAUCGAUGGAGUGGACACGCAUUAUUUCAUUAAGCAAGGGCCAUCGGAGGGCGACCUGUCCAUCUUGGGCCUCAGCGGCGGGCGGAGGACCCUGGAAAACGGCGUGAAUGUGACGGUGUCCCAGAUCAACACAGUGCUAAGUGGAAGGACUAGACGUUACACGGACAUCCAGCUCCAGUACGGUGCGCUGUGCCUAAACACUCGCUACGGGACCACCUUGGACGAGGAGAAGGCCCGCGUCCUGGAGCUGGCCCGACAGCGCGCCGUUGCCCAAGCUUGGUCCCGGGAACAGCAGAGACUGCGGGAUGGGGAGGAGGGUAUUCGCUCGUGGACAGAAGGGGAGAAGCAACAAGUGCUAAACACGGGCCGGGUACAGGGCUACGACGGCUAUUUUGUGAUCUCAGUGGAGCAGUACCCCGAACUCUCAGACAGCGCCAACAACAUCCACUUCAUGAGACAGAGCGAAAUGGGCAGAAGGUGACAGAGAGGGUCGAUGCGGUGACUUCUUGCCAAAGACAGCUACUCUUUUGUGGCCACUUACCUGACUGUGUUGUACUCAAUCCUUUUUCUAAACUGAACAAGGCAGGGGGGGAGGAAAAUAGAAAGAGAAGGAAUAAUACGGUUGCACUGUAACUCAUGCAACAUACUUGUUUUUUUUCCUCUUUAAUUUGGCCUUCACACGUUUUUUGCAAUGAACAGAAGGUAUAUUUUGCCGUAGUGUGAUCACAGUGAAAUUUACUGUCUCUUGUCCUCUUUUUUUUUUUCCCCCCUUUGUGAGGAAUUUGAAGUGGGGAGUCGUCAACGUACGUCCUUAGGUGUGAAGUGCGAAAUGGGUGUCUGUGCUAACUUGUGUCGUCCUAACCCUUUCUGAUUUGGGGCAGGGACAGAUAGCCUUGCACCCGAAACACGGGGAGCCCGCGGCGUGCCGGAGAGGUCUUCCCGACAAGAAAGGAGAUGGAAGACAAUGCUGAUUCCGAUACUCCGAAAGCAACCGUCCAAAUCAUGUGCCUCAAAAGAGACCUUACAAGUAGUUUUCACGUUUCACUUGGGACAAAAAGUGUUUUUUUGGGAGCUCCUGCUGAGCAGAAGUAGAUUAUAGAGGCAAAGGAGCUGAUUAUAUUAACUUGCAAGAUGAUUCUCUUCCUUCCUGAACUGGAAUAAAAAAAGAAAAAAAAUCAGUCUUUUUUCAUUA